GCAACUAUGUCUUCAUGAUCAUUUAUACCACCAGGCUCCUCCUCCCCCCAUCAAAGGGUCCAGAUCACUCCACGUGUCCCCCCUACAAAACCAAUCCUCACAAGCUAGCUAGCCUUAUAUAAAUAUAUAACAACACCAACCUCGAUCACCCAUGCAAGCAAAUUCCAAACCCUCACAACAACAGUUAAAAAAAAAAAAAAAAAACUCCAUGGAGAAUCGCCGGAAAAGGAGUGGCUCCGGCGAAAUCUUCUCAUUUCCGAGCACUCCGACUCCGGACCAAGACUCCGACUUCGAGUUCGGUUCUAUCACACCGGACUCUCCCUCUACCGAUCCCUACAAAAACUCUCCGGCCGACCAUUUGUUCUUCAAUGGCCGGCUCUUGCCACAUGCCUUUCCUGUUCAAACACCCAAUAUCAUCACGAUCAAUAACUCUCGCUCAACGAGCCGAACGAGCAGCAUUAGCAGCAAGGACUCGCUAAGGUCUUCGCGAAGUAAUAGCACGAACAGCAGGAGUAGUAGUUGCAGCAGUGGAAGGACAAGCUCAAGCGAUAAUUCUGAGAGAAAAUUGUUGUUUCAGAGCAAACUUUCAUCCGCAACAACUGGGAUUAGAGACAGAUACCAAGCUCAAGUAUAUGGGUCUUCUCAAAGGUGGCAAUAUAUAACACCUGUACCAUUUUUGAGUCGUGAGCCUUCGCGUAGAAAGAAAAUGGAGCUCGUGGGGAAGGAAGUAAUGUCAAAGAAAGGAGCAAAAGAGAGGAAAAGGGAAGGGUCGUGGCCUUGCCGGAGAUUCUUUUGGUGGUUUGUCUCGGCCUGCAGAGAAUGCCAUGCCAUGGAACCGUCGAGAAAAGAUGAAGAUCAUCAUGUCCAUCGUUAGUUUUCUUUUGAUUAUUUGAUUUUGAGAAUAUUGAUUGAUUUGCUUUUUCCUUGGUUUUGAAACUGUUAUAAGAAGCAAAAGUGCUUCGAAAUCCGAGAAGAGAUUCGAUCAUUGGUGUGUUAUUAAUGUUGUUUUCUUUUUUUAGAUGAAUUGAGAGAUGAUCACUAAGUAGCAAAUUAAAGAGCAUUUGUAAAGUGUUGUAAACUAUUGUAAUUGCUUAGUAUAUGAUUGUGGGGUGUCUGGUUUCCUUUUAUAAAAAACAGAAGUGCCUUAGUUCUU
This is a messenger RNA of Alnus glutinosa, 1153 nucleotides long. Its product is annotated as probable membrane-associated kinase regulator 1. Lineage: Eukaryota; Viridiplantae; Streptophyta; Magnoliopsida; Fagales; Betulaceae. Gene Ontology annotation, molecular function: kinase inhibitor activity. The record is from RefSeq and is a predicted model, not a curated record. The coding region runs from base 152 to 874 and encodes 240 amino acids. Gene Ontology annotation, cellular component: plasma membrane. The transcript is spliced from 2 exons.